Messenger RNA from Tachysurus fulvidraco (yellow catfish), 3095 nucleotides. RefSeq names its product leucine rich repeat and Ig domain containing 4a (gene lingo4a). NCBI's taxonomy places the organism in Eukaryota, Metazoa, Chordata, Actinopteri, Siluriformes, Bagridae. Bases 378 to 2222 code for a protein of 614 amino acids. Gene Ontology annotation, molecular function: protein binding. The transcript has 2 exons. The record is from RefSeq and is a predicted model, not a curated record.
AUAAAUUCCCAGGUGAUGUAAUGGUCGUAUUCUGCAGGCCUGUUUAUUACGAAUGCAUGCAUGUAUAAAUAGCUAUUUGCUUUUAAAAAAAUGUGAUCUGAAAUGAAUACUGUGCUAGAAGUCAGAUUUCUGUGUGGUGAGCACGCGCUCCGGUGCGCAAACUCUUGGACCGUUUUGCGCUCUCUCCAUCACGGUGCUUCAAAAGUCGUGCAUCUCCGGGAGUCCACGCGCUUUCACACGUUUUGACGCGUCAUCAGAGAAAAAAAAAGCAAUAAGCGAGAGAACACGAGCCACGGAAAGUGUCGGAGUUUUGCACGAGUGGUUUACAGGGACAAUUUUUCAAGACAGUCGAUGCUUAUUCCUGGGUUGAACUCCAGAUGUUUGGGGAAGCUGCUGAUUUGUGGAUGGUGUUUUGGUGGGUGGCACAACUGUGCAUAGUAGGUGUGUCAGUAGAAGAAAUCCCACCUUGGUCAUGCCCUCAGAAUUGUGAGUGCUUAAAUGAGCUUCUCAAGGUCAACUGCUCCUCGUGUCACUUAAACUCCGUACCGGAGGGUAUCCAUAAGAACACAAAAUACCUCAGUCUGGCCAAUAAUCAGCUGAAUACACUUAGAAAACAUCAGUUCUCUGAGCUGGAACAGCUUGAGGAAUUGGAUUUGAGUGAAAACAUGCUGACAGUGAUUGAAGUGCAAGCAUUCUCUGGCCUGCAAAACCUUCUCAUUCUGAGGAUUUCCCGAAAUCGGCUGAAGAUCAUUCUGGUCGGAGUGUUCUCUGGACUUCAGAGUCUCCGUCUGCUGGACAUUAGUAAAAAUGAAAUCCUUGUCUUUCUCAAUGACAUGUUUUAUGAGAUGCCAUCUCUACAGAAGUUGGCAGUGAAUGAGAAUGAUCUUGUGUUCAUCUCAAACCAUGCCUUCAGUGGCCUACUAUACCUUCAGGAACUUAACCUGGAUGGCUAUAACCUUACUUCAGUACCAACUGAGGCACUGUCACAGCUUCCCAGGCUAGUGAGGCUGCAUUUCUGUUACACUGGUCUCACAGUGCUACCCAACAAUUCAUUUAGAAAGCUGACUCAGCUCAGGGAGCUGACAUUGACCCACUGGAAUAGACUGGAUACACUCUUACCUAAUAGCUUAAUUGGACUCAACCUUACUUCUCUGACACUCAGCAACUGUAACCUGAGCUCUGUUCCAUAUACGUCUUUCCGCCAUCUGGCCUAUCUGCUAUACUUGGACCUGUCUUACAACCCUAUCACCUCUAUCCAGCCAAAUUUGCUCAGAGACCUUAUACAGCUCCAAGAGUUCCAUUUGGUUGGUGGGAAUCUCCAGAGGGUGGAACCUGGUGCUUUCCGUGGCCUUGUCCACAUUCGGCUAUUCAAUGUAUCGUUGAAUCAACUGUCAACGCUGGUAGAGACUGUGUUCCAAUCAGUAGAGACACUUCAGGUGCUUCGGCUGGAUGGGAACCCACUUGCUUGUGACUGCCGACUAUUUUGGGUCCUGCAGCGUCAUAUGCAUCUACUUACUGAUGGACAGCCUCCAAGCUGUACCACACCUAUACAGGUGCAGGGUAGAGCAUUCCAGGAGUUCACAGAAUCUGAGCUUCCAGUGUUGUUUAUUUGUAGACAGGCACAUAUUCUAAAUCGCGAGAAACAGGAGGUGCAUGUUGAUGAAGGCCAAACAGUCCUUUUCCUUUGCCGAGUAGAUGGAGACCCUUCCCCCUCUGUCAUCUGGGUGAGCCCUCAGCGGACACUAGUGCCCACCACAGGUCGGAUCCGUGUGCUGUCCAAUGGAACCCUUGAGGUGCGUUAUGUACAACUACAAGACAGUGGCAUCUAUUACUGCUUUGCAUCCAACGUGGCAGGGAAUGACAGUAUAUUUGUCAGUCUGUGGGUGCGAAGAUUUGUGACUUCCUUAUCUCGGAACCGCUCUGCACACUUCUUUCUUGAUGGAUGGAGCUUUACAUCUAACAAUCCACCAGUAAACAGCUCAUAUGAUGCCCAGCCUUUUCCGUUUGACUUGAAGACACUGCUGGUGGCAGUAACAAUAGGCUUACUGUCAUUCCUGAGUUCUGUGGCAGUUUGCUUUAUAUUUAUGUUUUUCUGGAGUCAGAGCAAAGGACAGAUCAAACACACAGCCACGAUUGACUUUGUACCUCACAGUACAGGAGCAGGAUCCGGAGGAGGACGGACCAGGAUGGAGACUGGCAGGUUUACCAUGAAGCUCAUUUGAUGCCUGAUGCUAGAACAAAAGUGCCUGAUGAAGUGUAAAGGAGAUGCAAAAAAAAAAAGUUCAUAUGAAUGCAACAAGCCAUAACAAAAACACAAAAACAUGGUCUUCACAUGUUGGAUGGAUAUAGUAAUGAUCAAGGGAGUAUGAGCAAAUGCAAGAAGUUUGGUUGAAACCUCUGCUUCUUUUUUGAAAAGCAUGGUCCCCCACCUGCACUGCAAAAGCUCUGAAAAUGACAGCUGUGUAAGAAAAACUAAGAUUUAUCACAGAAAGCAGACAUAAGAAUGUAUUGUGGGUAUGAAUGAGCAUAUGCAAUUAUGCAUUAUGCACAGCAUGAGCGCAUGUGAGGAAACAAUCAAUUCACAAUUUUACAAAAUUUAUGAACAAUUAAGUGUGGUUAUAGGUUUGAAUGUACAGACAUGCAUGCAUGUUAUUAUAAUAAUAAUAAUAAAAAGGGAUAUUUUCUUUUUUAGUGAAUUACUGAUAUCAACUGAUGCAGUGUAGAGCAUAUGAUAUUAUGACAUGCCAUUUAGUAUAUACUGAGAUAAAGAUAGAUUAAAAUAAAUGUAUUUUAUUAGUAAAGAUUAAAAUAAAUAAAAUGUACCUUCAGAAUUUAUUACCUACAGUAUGGAGAUGAAAUAAAGCUUUGACUGAAAGAUUUCAUGAUUGUAAUGAUUAGCUGUCUAGGGCUCUAACCUGAAUGAAUAAUGGAUUUCAUAGUCAGUGUUGGUUAUUUAAGAUUUUGUUAUUUUGUUUUUGCUCUAAAAUUAUACAAGAAAUGUAUCAAGGACCUUGUAUGAGCAAUUUGAAGUCUUUGCACAUUAGGAAUAUUAGGAUCUGGGGAAUUUGAAAGCCAAUUAAACACCUAGAACUCUU